UCCGGGAGAAAGGAAGGAGGCAGGCUACCCGAGGCCCAGCGUACAUGUUCAAUGAAAAGGGUACCAGCUUGACGCCAGAAGAAGAACGUUUUUUAGAUUCAGCAGAAUAUGGCAACAUCCCUGUGGUGCGGAAAAUGCUGGAGGAAUCCAAAACGUUGAACUUUAAUUGUGUCGAUUACAUGGGACAAAAUGCCCUGCAACUCGCAGUGGGCAACGAACAUCUGGAAGUAACAGAACUUCUUCUGAAGAAGGAUAAUCUGGCUCGUGUGGGGGAUGCACUCUUGUUAGCCAUCAGCAAAGGGUAUGUGCGCAUUGUGGAAGCCAUCUUGAGCCAUCCAGCCUUUGCACAAGGACAGCGCCUCACUCUCAGUCCUCUUGAGCAAGAGCUCCGAGACGAUGAUUUCUACGCUUAUGAUGAAGAUGGAACACGCUUCUCCCAUGACAUUACUCCUAUCAUACUUGCGGCCCAUUGCCAGGAAUAUGAAAUUGUUCACAUCUUGCUGCUGAAAGGGGCACGGAUAGAAAGGCCCCACGACUACUUCUGUAAGUGCAAUGAGUGCAUUGAGAAGCAGAGGAAGGAUUCCUUCAGUCAUUCCCGAUCAAGAAUGAAUGCCUACAAAGGAUUAGCAAGUGCCGCUUAUUUGUCUCUUUCUAGUGAAGACCCGGUUCUUACCGCUUUAGAGCUAAGCAACGAGCUCGCAAGGUUAGCCAACAUUGAGACAGAAUUUAAGAAUGAUUACAGGAAGUUAUCUAUGCAAUGCAAGGACUUUGUGGUGGGUGUGCUGGAUCUCUGCAGGGACACCGAAGAGGUGGAGGCAAUUCUGAAUGGAGAUGUGAACAUUCAAGCAUGGCCCGAGCAGCACCGCCCAAGUUUGAGCAGAAUCAAGUUGGCCAUUAAAUAUGAGGUCAAAAAGUUUGUUGCCCAUCCCAACUGUCAGCAGCAGUUGCUCACCAUGUGGUAUGAAAAUCUCUCAGGCUUACGUCAGCAGUCGAUUGCUGUGAAAUUCUUGGCUGUCUUUGGAGUCUCCGUAGGCCUUCCAUUCCUCGCUGUAGCAUAUUGGAUAGCUCCCUGCAGCAAGCUGGGACAGACACUCCGGAGCCCUUUCAUGAAGUUUGUGGCACAUGCCGUUUCUUUUACAAUUUUUCUUGGACUGUUAGUAGUGAAUGCCUCAGACCGAUUUGAAGGUGUAAAGCUUCUUCCCAAUGAAACUGCCAUGGAUCAUCCCAAACAAAUUUUUAGAGUAAAAACAACACAGUUCUCAUGGACCGAAAUGCUAAUAAUGAAAUGGGUCCUAGGUAUGAUAUGGUCUGAAUGCAAAGAAAUCUGGGAAGAAGGUCCCCGUGAAUAUGUCAUGCAUCUUUGGAAUCUGUUGGAUUUUGGGAUGCUCUCCAUCUUUGCGGCUUCUUUCACUGCCAGAUUCAUGGCUUUUCUAAAAGCAACUGAAGCACAACACUAUGUGGAUGAACAUGUUCAAGACGAUGACCUCAAUAACGUCACCCUUCCUCCUCAGUAUGCUUACUUUACAUAUGCCAGGAGCAAAUGGCUUCCCUCAGAUCCCCAGAUCAUAUCAGAAGGACUAUAUGCAAUAGCUGUGGUACUCAGCUUUUCCCGCAUUGCAUACAUUCUUCCAGCAAACGAAAGUUUUGGUCCUCUCCAGAUCUCUUUGGGAAGGACUGUGAAAGACAUCUUCAAAUUCAUGGUCAUUUUCAUCAUGGUGUUUCUUGCCUUCAUGAUUGGAAUGUUCAACCUUUAUUCUUACUACCUUGGUGCAAAAUAUAACCCAGCAUUUACAACGGUAGAAGAAAGUUUUAAAACGUUGUUCUGGUCCAUAUUUGGCUUGUCUGAGGUGAUAUCAGUGGUGCUGAAAUAUGAUCACAAGUUUAUUGAGAACAUUGGAUAUGUGCUCUAUGGGGUUUAUAAUGUCACCAUGGUGGUGGUUCUCCUCAACAUGUUGAUAGCCAUGAUCAAUAAUUCCUAUCAGGAAAUUGAGGAGGAUGCUGAUGUGGAGUGGAAGUUUGCACGGGCAAAGCUCUGGCUUUCAUAUUUUGAUGAGGGAAGGACUCUACCUGCCCCUUUCAAUCUAGUGCCAAGUCCUAAGUCGUUUUAUUAUCUCAUAAUGAGAAUUAAAAUGUGCCUCAUAAAACUCUGCAAAUCCAAGGCCAAAAACUGUGAAAAUGAUCUCGAGAUGGGCAUGCUGAAUUCCAAGCCACGGAAAGUUCGUUUCGAGUCAAGUACUCAGAAUUCAGACUUUACCAUGAAGAAUGCCUACAACAAGCCCACAAGAUACCAGGAGAACUUAAGGAGAUUAAGCAAGAUAUUUCAAGUCUGCGCUAUGAGCUUCUAGAAGAAAAGUCACAAGCAACUGGCGAGUUGGCAAACCUAAUACAGCAACUCAGUGACAAGUUUGGAAAGAACUUAAAUAAGGACAUUUGAUGGUGGACAAAUAAGAAACACUUUAUUAUUUCAACCAGCAUUCUAAAGGAGCAAAAGCUGUGCAAGAUGAGAGCAUUGGAAGCUCUGUUUUUGUUGAGUUCCAAUUGUUUUAGAGGCACUGUGCAUUAGCUUGGUUUAUUGGGUGAAGCCAAUGAUCAAGUAUUUCCUUUAUGAUAUAAAGGUGACUUUUUUUGUAUCGAAGCAGUCCUUUUGACAUCAGAAUUACAUGUAUAACCUUCAGAAGACAAGUUUGGUUGUUCUAGAAACCCAAAGCAACUUUUGAAAAUUGGGAAAAAAGCCAG
Messenger RNA from Euleptes europaea (tarantolino), 2736 nucleotides. It is a transcript of the gene TRPC7, whose product is annotated as transient receptor potential cation channel subfamily C member 7. Gene Ontology annotation, cellular component: membrane; cation channel complex. Gene Ontology annotation, molecular function: inositol 1,4,5 trisphosphate binding; store-operated calcium channel activity; protein binding. The record is from RefSeq and is a predicted model, not a curated record. The transcript has 10 exons. Lineage: Eukaryota; Metazoa; Chordata; Lepidosauria; Squamata; Sphaerodactylidae. Gene Ontology annotation, biological process: regulation of cytosolic calcium ion concentration; manganese ion transport; calcium ion transmembrane transport. The coding region runs from base 45 to 2345 and encodes 766 amino acids.